GGGCCGCAUGAACAAAAGUGCAGCCACUUUCUGGCCACCAAAUUAUAUUGGAAGUGAAUUGAUAAUUAUCAAUUAAAAGUAAAUAAUUUGAUAAAUGACAAAUUUAUUGGAGAAUGUAACAUAUUAUGAACAAUCCUCGGUUAACAUCAAUUCUCAAUCAUCCUUUGCUUUUCCUAGAAGAAAGACAAUUCGGAAAAUUACAACCAAAAAUUCCAGGAAAACAGCACCUGUUAAAGAGAAAAGGAAUCCCUUGUUGUAUAUCCAAAAGGUAUCCUUUUCUCUCUGUUUGUUCACACAACUUUACAUUUUAUAUAAGGAGCUUGUUAUUUCUUCUUCCUCAAAUCUCAAAUACGUUUCUUAAAAGCAAAAUCAAUCCCAUUUUGCAUAGCAAAAACAUGUCUCAAAGCCAUCGUCCGGGCGUUACAGUCAAUGGAAUCCGAAGGAUGAGAACCUACCAUUACAUCUGGUGUUUCCAUUGCCAACGCACCAUAAGGUUUUCCAAUUCAAACCUGUUUCAAACUUAUUGUCCACAUUGUUUUCGUGAACUUAGUCACGAGCUGGAUUUCUCACGGCCUAGGCUUAGAGCUGAUCUCUCUGGCCUUGAACCCUACCAAAAUGCUACCCGUUUAUUGGAUACCUUGGCUGCUGCUCUUGACCCCCCAACUAGGCGGCAAAACACUAAUUUUGGUAGAAGAACUCGUUGGGAAUCAGGGCCUGAAAAUGGACCUUGGAUCACUCUCAAUUUUGUUGAACCACUUCACCGGCAGCCUGGUCCUAUUAUUGCACCACAAGAAAAUAUUGUUCCUCCUCGACAGAAUAAUACAGGCAACGACAUGGAGGGUUUCACUGAAGACUUAACAGAGAAUGACAGGCCAGGGCCUCCUCCAGCAGCUGCUUCAGCCAUUGAAGCAUUGCCAAUGGUGAAAAUCGCGGAAGAUCAUCUAGUCAACAGCACGCAUUGCCCUGUUUGCAAGGAUGAGUUCGUGGUUGGUGGAGAAGCAAGAGAGUUACCAUGCAAGCAUUUGUAUCACUCUGAUUGCAUCGUGCCUUGGUUGAGCAUUAACAACACCUGUCCUGUUUGUCGUUAUGAGAUUAAUGGUGAUUCUAACGCUGCUGAUGACUAUGAAAUUGGUGAGAUCAAUGUUGGGGACAUUGGUUUUGGUGUUGAAGAUCUGGCAAAUGGCGUCACUUGGUUGCGGACUCAGUUCCUCUCUUCAAGGCCUUUUCGUGCAUUCUCUCAUUGGACCGGCAGAUAUCUUGAUUUUCUUGAUAGAAGGAUCAAUGGAACUAAUUACUCUCGCGAGGGUAUAAUCUACUGCCAGGGCUUAAUCUUCUGCUUGUUCAUGAUUUAUAACUUUAUAUUACUAACAUUUCCAAGUAAUUAAAGCAUAUUUAUCUAGCAAUUGUGUAACACAGCAGCUAUGUUUUCCCCCACAGCUAGCUCCUGGUGGCCGUUUUGGUCGAUUCUAUAGCUUCUGUCUAUAUAUCACACCUCUGCAUCAGAAAGCGGUUUGUGCAAAUUUUGAUAAUAUUUUCAAUCCUUUCGAAAGCAGGUAUGUAUAUAUAUGUCUGACCCUACAUUACACUAAAUUUCAAGACAAAACAUUGAUGAUGACAAGAUGUUGGAAUCUUAACACUUAACAGGUAUAUUCUACUUUCCUUUUAUCUUCUGUUCUACAAAAAUGCACCAAUUCACUUCAUCAAAAAAAUCAUAAAAUUUUAUUGCAAGUAAAAUUGUUUCAAGAUUUUGUUAUUGGUUUGGUAGCAAAUUUUCUUAAUUGGGUUUUUACGUAUCUGCAGUUUCUUAUCAGCAACAUAUAUAUGCUUUGAGCUCAAAAUGUUCAGGUCGAUGGUUUAGUCAUAGAAAUGAAUGUAUAGAUGCUUAUUCUCUUUAUCUAGUUCUUGCAGGAAAGAAGAUUCAUGUAAAUUUUGAUGGAAUUCCCUCUCCUGGUUUAUCAUUGUAUA
Molecule: messenger RNA, 1965 nt
Organism: Durio zibethinus
Lineage: Eukaryota; Viridiplantae; Streptophyta; Magnoliopsida; Malvales; Malvaceae
Source: RefSeq, a predicted model, not a curated record